AUGGGCAGCAAUAAGAGAAUCAAUAAAGAGAUUCAGAAUAUGAUGAAAGACAAUGAUCUGCGAAGAAAUCAUUACUGUAUAGAACUCGAUGGAGAAACCAAUUCCCACUUCUUUGGCAAAAUUCUUGGCGCUCCGGACACUCCCUUCCAAAGGGGUGUCUUCAAGAUUGAUAUCUCUAUUCCCAACAAAUACCCAUUCGAGCCGCCGGUCUGUAAGUUCGUGACCAAAGUAUGGCAUCCGAACGUGUCGUCACAGACGGGAGCGAUAUGUCUGGAUAUCCUGAAGGAUCAGUGGGCGGCCGCCAUGACUGUCGAAAGUGUGCUCAAGUCGUUGCAGUCGUUUCUGUCGAGUCCAGAGCCCAAUGACCCGCAGGACGCGGUUGUGGCCCAUCAGUACGUCCAGAACCGCGAGCUCUACAACCGGACGGCGAGGUAUUGGACUUAUCAUUACGCCAUGAAUGACGAGACGCGCAGAACUGUCGACAAAAACCAAUUCAGAGAGUUUAAGGAGAAGAUCAACCAAUUGAAAGGCGCGAAGAACUUGGACCACGAGAAUGCCCUCUCUCUCCUCUCUUGUUGUGAUUGGGAUCUGAAUAAAGCCCUCAAUUGA
Molecule: messenger RNA, 609 nt
Organism: Medioppia subpectinata
Lineage: Eukaryota; Metazoa; Arthropoda; Arachnida; Sarcoptiformes; Oppiidae
Source: the annotation of a GenBank genome assembly